Molecule: messenger RNA, 1298 nt
Organism: Amoebophrya sp. A120
Lineage: Eukaryota; Dinophyceae; Syndiniales; Amoebophryaceae
Source: the annotation of a GenBank genome assembly
CCGUGCAUGUCAAUCCUGGGAAUAUCCAUUUUGGGAACGGAGGACAUAUGCCUUCGCCUGUUCAUGGAGGCACUAUUGGAGGCGCUUUUGGAGGUGCUUUUCGUUAAGAAAUUUACCACGCAUGUUGAUGAAGAGAUGAACCCAUAGAAGAUGAUAUAGGAACCACAACUAGUACUAGAUCAGCUUGCGCUUCUAUCGCAGCAUUUCUUCUACCAAGAUUGCUGCUAUUACUAUUUCACUGCCACAUUUUUAUAUCGGCCCGACACGACGACGCCGUCGUGAGUGGGAUGCUUUGCAAAUCGUUAGAAGAUUUCAGAACUUUUUGGCUUAGACGAAACCAACUCCAGACUCAAGUACUGCAUCUAAAUAAUUCUUUCAGGGUCUAUUUUGAUUUUCGAGAGUGUUUUCAAAAGUUGUACUGUUGUGUCUUGCGACGUGUAUGAUUUUAUUUUAGACAGCAGCAAAUCAGUGCUAUGCCUGUCUGUGCCUCUUCAUUCUAAUAGGUGCAGGAAAAUCAGGAUAUCACAGGGGCCGCGGGCGGUUCCGCUCCAAUGAAUCAGAAGCAGUACAUGUACAGCUAAGUAAGUGAUAUCUCCAGGCCGGGACAAAACCAACAUGAUGAAAAGGAGGACUGUGAUGCACUUGAUUUAAGUACUAGAAUCGCAAUCGAAAGGAAAGACGUAGUUUGUGCCCAAGACAGCGAAGAGCGCGUUCUUCAUGUUUGUGCGUUAUGUAACAUGGUUGAAUGCGCCUCAUAGCUACCGCAGCCACCGAUUAUGUAUCUGUAUACCGUUCUGAAAGGAGAGAUUAUUUACAACUGUUUUGGAUGUAUGAUGAUCUUAUUGUUGCAACUGUUUUGGAUGUAUUGCAGCUGUAUGAUGUAUGGAUGAUCUUAUUUUAUUUGAAACAUUGCUGUGCACUUAAAUCUUUUCUAAGUGUUGGACAAGAAGUAACGCUAUCGGCCGGGGAGACUAAGUCAGCCGAUGAUUAUUGUGAUGCUUCGCUACAAAGUCGCACCCUGCGGUGAGACGUUUUGAGCAAGCUCUCAGCUUUGGACAACAAACAUCCCUGCAGUAGGGAUUUCGUGGUGGUGGUCUACGAGAAAACAAUCUCGAAGUACGAUGUUUCUGAUUUUGGUGAAUGCGAAGGAGUGUUGUAUACAUGGCAUAGACAGUUCAGCAGGACCCUAUUGUUUUGAAGAAGAGGAAAGAACAUCAUGAAAAGAAUUUGUACUCACUACAUCCUAUUAGUUGCACUUGAAUCCAAAUUAGCAGUUUCCCUGCCCGGAAUGACGCUGG